Biomphalaria glabrata is the source of this 2412-nucleotide messenger RNA. Its product is annotated as tetratricopeptide repeat protein 12-like. The transcript is spliced from 17 exons. Bases 25 to 2232 code for a protein of 735 amino acids. The record is from RefSeq and is a predicted model, not a curated record. NCBI's taxonomy places the organism in Eukaryota, Metazoa, Mollusca, Gastropoda, Planorbidae. Gene Ontology annotation, molecular function: protein binding.
AGUUAAGUAACCAAUGUAAUCAACAUGGCGAAUGUGCCAAAGCUUCCCAAUCAGCCUUCUGAGAAAGAAAUACAAAAUUUUCUGUCUAAAGUGGAUGAAAUAGAAAAUGUCUUAAAAGGUCUCAAUUCUGACAAUGAAGAAAAGAGAGAUCUCUAUAUGUCAAAAGCUGAUGAGAUGAUUGAGAAAAUCCAAAAAGAAAAGAAGAAUCCUGUGGAUGUCAAUGAUGAGGAAGAGCCAGAUAUGCCUAGAACUAAAACAGGCUUUAGCAAGACAUCAAUUAACAAAGACUGCUACAAGAAUGAUACAGAGUCAGCGUCAAUUCCUGGCCCAGCUAUUACAGAAUGCAUGGAUCAAAACGCCUUUAUGGCAGCCAUGGAAGCUGAUGCUAAGGAAAGAGCAGAAAGGAGAAAAGAAAGGGAAACUACUGCAAACACUUUAAAAGAACAGGGAAACACUGAGUUUAAACAAGGAAAUUUUCAAAAAGCGUUAGAGCUAUAUAAUCAGGCAAUCGAUCAGAUCAGGGACAGCUCAGUAUUGUAUACUAACAGAGCUCAAGCCAGAAUGAAACUUGGUCUGUAUUCAGAUGCAUUGAAGGACUGUGAUCUAGCACUGAGACUCUGGCCAAACUGUUUGAAAGCUUACGUUCAUCAAGGACAUGCCUAUUUGGCUCUCAAAGACUUUGACAAGGCAAGGAAAAGUUAUCAGCAAAUUUUAUCAGUGGAUCCAAAAAAAGAGAGCAUGGUGCAAGAGUACAUUGCUGAUGUAAACAGAGCAGAAGAAGCCAGCCAGAUGGAGGCAAAAGCUACUAAACUGUUUGAAUCAGGGGAUGAAGUGGCUAGUGGUGUUGUUGACGUAUUGAACAGAGUAAGCCAGAAGAACCAGCUGCCCUUGUAUUACUCUGGUGGAUUUAGGGUGCUUGCGUCAGUUAUAAAAGAUGCUGAUUCUCAGACUUUAUUCAGAACUCACAAUGGCUUCCAGUUACUAAGAGAGCAUCAACUACUCAGCAGGUGUUUGUCAUCAUCAUUGAAUACUUUGUCCAAAGAAGAGAAAGAUGUCAUGUCAGCAGCCUUAGAAAUGUUAACAAGUGCUUGUAAGGAUAAUGAGACCAAUCAGCAGAUGUUAUUAAGUCUGCCAGAAUUUGUCCAUCAGAUUUCUUCCAUACUUGUGUUCAAUUUUAAAGGGCAGGGGCGAGUGUUAAAAAUAGCUUGUUUGAACCUGCUCCAUGAAAUAUCUCUCACGUCUGCUGGCAGGGCUGCCAUUGUUGGCAAGUUUGAUGUUGACAGACUGACAGCAGCAUUAUUUCCCUUGAUGAUGAAAGCCACAACCUAUGGCAGCACUGCUGCAGCGGUGCUGAACAAUAUUGCACUUGACAGAAGGCUCAAAUCUCUUCUUAGAGAGAAAAUUGAAGAGAAAAUUUUGCCAGCCUUUGAAAGUUUAUUGGUCACUACAACACCAGCAAGUAUUGUAAGCCUGGCUGCAUCUGCUGUCACAAAUCUGGUAGGAGAUCAAGUCAUCAGAAAUAAAAUGGCUUCCAGCAAGAAGUUGUGGGAUAACAUUGGACAUUUAUUAGGGUGUUACAAAGAGUCCAAGCUAAUAGCUCCAUCAGAGUACUUGCUGGGCCUUCUGUUAAACCUUAGCACCAAUGUUCCAUCAGCAUCACUAGAGCAGGUAGGCGAUGGCCUCAUACAAAACUGUUACAGCAUUGCUGCAUCUGGAGACCUAUCUGAUUUGUCAGCAUCAAGGGCUCUUGGUGUCCUGAGCAAUCUGCUGCCUCAGUGCCAGAAUGCAGUCAACUAUAUGUGUCAAGAUGAGAGAACUCUUCUGUUACUCAACCUUUUAAAAAAUCAAGAUCCAGCAUUUUAUAAGCCUGCUUUGAAAUGUAUCACAGCAGUAACUCAGUCCAGUGAGGAAGCUAGGCAAAUGAUUGCACAGAAUAAAGGGACUUCUAUUCUUAUGAGAUUUCUGGCCAUGGAGGAUGAGGUGGUGAUUGGUAAUGCUGCCCUGUGCCUCUCCCAUCUGUGCCAAGUAAAACAGGUGUGCUCAAAGCUGACCAAGACCAACAUCAUUCAGAAACUUCUGGAGCUGGCCAGGGAUGGCAGAAAGUCAGCUUGCCAAACUAACUGUGCAAUAUUAGUCGGGAAACUUGUGCAAGGAGACAGCAGACACUUAGACAGACUAAGAGAAUUGCACGGCAUUGAAAUUCUGCAUGGCUGUAUGAAACACAUUAAAUAAAAAACAUCAUCAUAUACAUGUCAUAUAUCAUAUACAUAUUGACUAGUUAUUGAAGAACUGUUAACCUGCUGUGAUAUUUGGUUGAUUAUUAAUUUUAAAUAAAUAUGUGUAUUGAACACAAAUAAGCUGUUUAUAAAUGCUUUCAAAGGUAUUAAAUAAAAGUGCUCAUUUACUUUUUAA